AUGGCUGCGGGAACAACGGGAUUUAAACGGUUUAGAAAGCCUGAGGAGACGAAAAUGAGAAUAAAAAAACGUGAUUCAUAUGAAACAUUCUACCCCAUGACUGCAUUGCUAGUAGAUGGUGUGGCUGCAAAUAGAGAUUUUGAGCAGCAAAUACUUGAAUCAAUAGGCAUUCGAACAGAACCUGCAAAUAGUGCUCAAGAAGCAAUGCAGCUUUUGUUAACUGGUGUGAAUUUUGAUAUCAUAUUUGUUGAUUUUGAUUUGCCCAUAAUAAGUGGACCUCAGUUUGUGAUGGAUAUGCGUGCACUGGGGAUACAGAGUAGAAUUGUGGGCAUGUUAUCACUCUUUAGUGAUCAUAAUUCACAAAUGUUUUUGGAAGCGGGAGUUAAUGGCAACACUCAAAAACCUUUGACUCGAGAACUUAUUGAACAGAUCAUUGAAAUCCUUCGCUUCAUAUAA
Lathyrus sativus (Indian pea) is the source of this 456-nucleotide messenger RNA. NCBI's taxonomy places the organism in Eukaryota, Viridiplantae, Streptophyta, Magnoliopsida, Fabales, Fabaceae. The record is from the annotation of a GenBank genome assembly.